Messenger RNA from Prorocentrum cordatum, 1343 nucleotides. Lineage: Eukaryota; Dinophyceae; Prorocentrales; Prorocentraceae. The record is from the annotation of a GenBank genome assembly.
AGUCAUUUUGGCUUCGGCCUCGGUCCCGUGCCGUUCAGUGCCGCGCGUGUCUCCAUUCGCCUGGCAUCGUCCACCGACGCUCGCCCGAGCCGCGUCGCCGCCGCCGGCGUCGGACGCCCCCGCCCUGGGAUUCGUCGACUGCGGCUCCGACUCGCUCCCCGUGCAGGUGCCCAGUCGGUUGGCAUCAAAAGGGCGACGGCAACUGUUCGGUCUCCCGAGCUUUCGCGAUCUACACACACCCGCACGGCUGGCCUGCCUGCGCAUUCUGCGCGCUGCGCGAGGCCCUGCUGCGCGGCGCGGACCUGAGGCUCUUCGCGACGCCCGUCAGGUGCACCGUGCUGCAGAUCGUGCUGAGCAUGACUGGCAUUGUGUGGGUGCAGCACGCCACGUUCGCCUCGCCGAACUUCUCCCUCGGCCUGCUGGUGGAGGUGGUGUGGCGGGUAACUCUGCGCGCGCUGUCUCCUCGUCCUCUUCGGCUCCAUCCGUCGGCAGCGUGUCCUCGUCGUGGGUUCCUGGAGGUUGCUUGGUGCCCGUUCGUGCUUCUCUUCGAGAGCCCCUUUGUGCCGACCGCCUUCCUGGCUUGCCUGUUGUUCCUGCCGGGCUUGUUCUGCCAUGGGCGUCGCGGCACCGAUUCCCGUCGCCGAGGACGUGGUAAAGGUGCUGAAGGAGGGCGGAUGAGCCUCCGCCUGGAUUCCCUCUGGCGGUGUGCCCCCCCCCUCCCCCCUGGAAGAGGACGGCCCUGAGGGUGAGCAGGCGGCAGUUGCUGUUGCGGUUUCUUGAUCGGCCGACGCGGAGGGCGACGAGAACGUUUCUAUGACUGCUGCUGCUGCUGCUUCUAGGGUUCUAGGGGCCACCAUGCUGCAGGCGAGGCUCCUGCCGCUGGCUAGAUGCCGCUGGUUCGAUGCUGCCACUUUCGUGGGCGCCCACUAGUUUGGGCUCGCUGGAUCCUGCGGAAGGGCUCCUGUUCAGCGCAUGUGCCUCCAGUGUGGCGGGCCCCACUGCUGCUGGAUCGCGCGCUGGGCCUCCGCUUCUUCAGUUCAUCGUUGACGACCCCGAUGAUGUGGGCCCUGUGGACGAGUUCGAUUUCAGCGGCGUCGGCUUCUAAUUGUACUCGCAUGUUUGUUCUUCUGGGAUGCUUCAAUAUUUCUGUUAAUUCUGGUGUUGGGCUUGCGGCACUUUGCUUCCGUUGUGGCAUGAUCGUCCUUUCUCGCAGGGGGCUUGGGCUUCCUGAUGCGAUUCGUUCGUAUUUUAUGUGGCACCGUUGGCUGGCGUGAUCGAUCAUCGCAUUCGGAGUGUGUGUGUGUGUGUGUCUGUGUGUGUCUGUGUAUAUGUGUGUGUGUGUG